Messenger RNA from Dichomitus squalens LYAD-421 SS1, 1997 nucleotides. RefSeq lists its product as uncharacterized. The record is from RefSeq and is a predicted model, not a curated record. NCBI's taxonomy places the organism in Eukaryota, Fungi, Basidiomycota, Agaricomycetes, Polyporales, Polyporaceae. The transcript has 2 exons. The coding region runs from base 63 to 1667 and encodes 534 amino acids.
CCCAUCGAUGUGCACCACUUGGCUAAUUAGGCAUCUCGCGCCGUGGCGGCCCGCAUCCCAGAAUGAGCGCCGUGUCCACCCCCCCUGAGCUGAGCCCAGUUCUCAGCGCUGCUGGGGGCGCGCGGAGGCUCUCCACCCGCAGGGGCUCAGUCGCUGCGGCGGACCCCUGGGGCGCGCACAACGAAGUCAACAUGAACCCCUCUCGCUCCCUCACAAGCCGGCUCACCAUCGUCCGCGUCCCGCAACACGACCUCGAAGAGUCCCCCAGGCGGCACAGACGGCAUGGAAGCAAUGCCUCGCUCAACUCAAACGCAUCUGGGAAGAGUGACCAUGGCCCCGGAGGAAGGCUGAGCUUUGCGUUUUCCACCUUCUCGCCCCCCGGAGGGCAGGGUGUGGGCUCUGGUCGUCCAGUCAGUCCUUCCGGUUCGCCUCGUUUCCGCCCUUCGUCUCCCAAUAGCUCGCGUUUUCCCUCGGCGCUGCCGAGCCACAGCAAGCUCUCCCCGGAGCAGCUCAUCGAGGUCGCCCGAACCUCGGUCAAUCCCCGUUCGCCCCUUCCUUCGCCUGGCGGACCGCUAGCCAAUGCGCAGUCCGAGGCGAGGCCAGUAUCCUUCACCCCACUUCCGGAGUCUAUCUACCUCCCAUUCAUCGACCGGCCCGCAGAAGUCUCUUCACUCAUAGAGUCCCAGCCGAAUGCGAGGCUCUUCGCUCUUCUCCAACAAACGUUCCCACCGGACGCACGUGCGCCCAUGGGCUCCAAAUACGAGACGUCGAACGCUUCUCCCGACCCGAAGGACUGGACGUACGCCGACCUCGAGUUCUGGCUGAAGCAAGUCGACCGAGACGUCGCAGACGACGUCCACUGGAUCCGGAAGGCGCGCCGGUGUGUCAUCGCCCACAGUGAGCUCAUCUGGGAGCGUGUCAAAGGCGCGUUGGGCGUGCCGCCCGAGCUUGAUAUCGAGGAAGAAGGCCUCGAGCUUCUAGACGGGCCAGCGACCUCCGAAUCCUUGGAUUCGAACGUCUUCGAGCCGGACUCCCCUGUCGCGCCCUCGCAAUCCGUCCCAAGGUCUGAGGACCCCAAUGACGACAUCGUCAUCGAGCCGGUCUUCGCCGACGAGACGCCUCUGCCUUCCAUCAUCUCAGAGCCGGCUGGCGGCCUCGGAUCCUCCCUAGGCGACCUGCGAGAGGAGGACGAGACGGAGGGAGCUGAAGAGAAGGCGGAGCAGGAGAAGGAGGUCCGGGGCCUGCGCUUCAUCACGUCCCCAAGCUCGCCCGCGCUGCCGCCCGUACCCAACAUGAGUCCCUUAGUGCAACCGAAGUUUGCCUCGCCCGCUGGCACGAACGACAAGGACUUGCCCUACGAUAUCCUCCAGGAGCGCGGCCCGGGUCAUCCGCUCUUCCCGAGCAACUUCACCCAGCUCAGUUUAUCGCCGACUCUACAGCCGAGCAAACGUACCAUGAGCGUGUCCGGUUACCCGCCACGGCCGGCGUACGGGAGUCCGCACGCGAUCCGGGGCGGGGCGAGCAUGUUUCGCACCAACAGCAUCGAUGCCGGUGCCGGACGCACGGCUGGGAUGCUGCGCCCCGAGUGGGCGCGCAAUUGGGACCCCAGCAAGCACGAAUACGCCGUGACGACGGCGAGCACCGGUAGUGUCAAUGGCGCUGAGUGAACUCUUCCGUGCAGGCUCCGUUGACCGUCUCGCUCCCGAGUUGCUACUUGGGGUACUUGCCCACCCGAACCCAAAAUCCACAUAAUAGAAAUCGACGCUAGCAUGACUCAAACGAUGCCUCGCUAUGCGAUCACGUCGGGGAGGGGAUGAGGAAAAGGAUGUAGAUGGCCGACGAUCGUUAUUGUACUUGUGCGGACUAGGAUAUCUCUCGUUUCCUUUGGGGAGGACAUGUCAUGAACAAGCUCUGAGGUUAUGUUAUGCUUUCGCCUGUUGUAUGUGUACAUUGUUAUGAAGCACAGUGGCCCGCCGUCAAGCGCGCUAUAUAUCUCG